GCCGCCUUAAGCCGGUUGACUUUAGGACCGAAAGGAAUACUGCACGCUGCAAACACUGUCGUUACCCAGGAUAUGCCUACGUGCGUCCGUGCCUUUCAUGCUACACGGCUACUGCUGCUACUGACGUCACUGACGGUGGUGUUGUGCUGAGGUCCGCAAAAGAGCAUCACCCUCUUCUUCUGCGACCUUUACUGCCGGAAGGGCCUUGCACAAGGAUCAUCCAGCACAGGAAGACACUGCAGGCCAGCUGGUGGUACCCCCAGUAAAUUCCAAAGCGCCGUCCUAACAGCACUAAAGGAUACGAAAGUUCAGCUUCAACGGAACCUCGCGAUCACUAUUCGAAGUAAAAGGGUCGACGGAGCCUUGCAGUUCUCAGGUCGUGUCUUAUCCACCAGCAAGCAUGCAAGAAAAGCCCGAGCAGACGUCCUGCCCCGCAGUAAACGGAACGACCGAGACACAUAGCAAGAACAAGCAGUACCACGUGUCGUCCAUGGAGCAGUACCGUAGGAUGUACCAGGAAUCGGUGGAAGAACCGGAAGUCUUCUGGGGACGACUGGCUAAGAGGCUAUCGUGGAAGAUCAGCCCAAAGUUGAACCGUGAGGAUUUUGUGCGGUAUAACUUCGACCCCACGCAAGGACCGGUGGAAGUCUGUUGGAUGAAAGGAGCGGUGCUCAACGUCUGCUACAAUGUCCUGGACAGGCACGUCGAGAAUGGACUCGGGACCAAAGUGGCUUAUUACUGGGAAGGCAACGAACCCGAAGACCGGAGAACGAUAACGUACAAACAAUUACUGGACGACGUUUGUAGGUUUGCCAAUGUACUCAAAAGAAAAGGCGUCACGAAAGGAGAUUCCGUAACUAUCUACCUCCCAAUGAUACCAGAGCUCGUGGUGGCCAUACUUGCGUGUGCAAGGCUUGGAGCGAUGCACACAGUUGUGUUUGCAGGGUAUUCCGCCGAAUCUCUAGCCCAGAGGACUACAGAUACCAAGUCCAAAGUUAUGAUAACAGCGGAUGGAAGUUGGAGAGGAAAAAAGCUGAUCCAACUGAAACCGAUAGCUGAAUCGGCCAUUGCCAUUUGCAAAGGAAACGGCCAUGUGGUAGAGACCUGUAUUAUGGUACGUCACCUGAAACAAGACCUCAACUCCAACCACGUCAACGGCAUCUGCCUGGAGCCGCGCAUCAACAACGACUGCACGCUCUACAGCUGGUGGCACAAUGAAAUUGAGAUGGAAAGCCCGAAAUGCGACGUCGUCUGGGUGAAUGCAGAAGAUCCUCUGUUCCUACUCUACACAAGCGGAUCUACGGGAAAGCCGAAAGGAGUGGUUCAUUCAGCCGGUGGUUACCUGCUGUACGCCUACUCGACCGUCUACUUCACCUUCAACUACAAGCCCGACGACGUGUUCUUCUGCACGGCCGACGUAGGAUGGAUAACGGGCCACACCCACGUAGUCUACGGCGUUCUCGCCAAUGGAGCCACAAGCGUCCUGUUCGAAGGCAUUCCGUUUCAUCCAGACCCCGGCCGUUUUUGGGCCCUCAUCGACAGGUACCAGGUGAACAAGUUCUACACGGCUCCUACAGCUAUACGUGCUCUGAUGCGCUACGGCGAUGGAUACGUCAAAAUGUACAGCAGGCAGUCUCUCGAACUGCUCGGCACUGCUGGAGAGCCAAUCAGCCCGGAAGUGUGGCUGUGGUACCAUCGUAUUGUGGGAAACAGUCGGUGCACUGUGCUGGACACCUUCUGGCAGACGGAAACGGGAGGACAAAUGAUAACGCCACUACCUGGAUGUACGCUGCUCAAGCCGGGCUCUGCAACACUACCGUUCUUCGGUGUCGUUCCUGCCAUUCUUGACCAGGAUGGGAAAGAAAUGAAAGGCCCAGGAGAAGGCUUUCUGGCAAUCAAGAGUCCGUGGCCUGGAAUGAUGAUCACUCUGUACAAAGACCACGACCGUUUCCAAAAAAGCUACUUCUCAAAGUACCCAGGAUAUUACUUGACUGGAGACGGUGCUAGGAGAGACGAAGACGGGUACUACUGGGUGACGGGACGCAUUGACGACAUGCUCAACGUGUCCGGACACUUGAUCUCAACGGCGCAAGUCGAAUCAGCUGUUCUUGCGGUAAAAGAUGUAGCUGAAGCAGCAGCUGUUCCUCAGCCUCAUCAUAUCAAGGGGGAAUGCCUCUACUGCUACGUUGUACUGAAGGAUGGAGCUGAAUUUAGUGAAGAGCUUCAAAAGCAAGUGAAACACAGUGUGCGUUCCCGUAUUGGAGCGUUUGCGGACCCCGAGCACAUACGCUGCGUCCAGAGGCUCCCCAAGACGCGCUCCGGCAAGGUCAUGCGCCGCAUUCUGCGCCAGAUAGCACGGAACGACUUUGACUUUGGCGACACCAGCACCCUCUCUGAAGACGACGUCAUUGCGGAACUGCUCGUUUCAAACUGCAUCGUCAACAGUGGCAGCCACAAUGAUCACUAACUGCGUCGACUACUAGGACUCUGUUGGUUAGGGCAUUUCUGAAAUAACCUUGCUUAGUCACAAUGUACUUAAAACGAAUGCAGCGUUUGUGCAGGCUAUCUUACGGCUACACGACCAACUGAACCUGUCGCUCAUCUACACUAACAGCUCGUUGGUAUGAGAGUAUGGAAGAUGGAUUUGCAGUUCAUUAGCAUUUUAAGAAUGACACACUAUGGCAGACUUGCAAGGGAUCAGCCAAGUUGGUCUGACCGGCUCAAUGUCCAUAAAUGAAAGGUUUGAUGAGAGCAUGUUACCUUGCUGGACUGUGAACUUAUAUGAGGUUUUUCACAGCUAACAUCUGAACUAAUAUGGAGCAGCAUUUUCCAGAUAUGAGGCAUUCACGUUUAUAUUAACCAAUCUAGGAGCAUUGCCCAGGCUGGACAGUGUAUGUUCUACUCUUGAUGUGCAAUACAAUAUUGCAUCAUAAUGCUAUGCUCUGUUUGUUGGUGCUGCAGGGUAGACCACACUCUACAGUGUGUGCUACCUAAUGGUUGAAGUCCCCACUUUAAGAGGUGCUCUUCGAACAACUGGAAAGGUGCUGUGGCACAUAGCAUAAUUUUGCAAGAAUUGGAACUUCUUUAUUGUGCUCUGAAUGCAUGUAUUCAUAAAAAGACUCCGCAGUCAACUGUAAUAAAUCGAGCAUGGAAGUGUCGAUACGACUUAAAACUGUGGGCAUCAUUGUGACAAAUUUGGCUGCAGUGUUUCUAAGUCAACUUUUAAGUGCUUAUACAUAAGGAGUGACUUUUUUGAGUUAAACCCGAUUCCCCCCGGUUAUUCCCCCCCCCGAACUGACCUCCGACCAAUUCGGGUUAAACCCGAUUUCUCCCCGAAUUCCAGUCACUGUGAAAUCCUCCAGUGAAAGGUCACCACGUGUAACACAUGUAAGAAUGGGUAACCUACGUUCCCAGCAAUACACCCAUGUGUGUUAACACUGUCUAUGCCUUUGUGGAUUACCGCUGGAAGGUCACAAUUCCGAAAAAAAAAAAAAAAAAAAAAAAAAACACAAAAACAAAACAAAAGAGAGAGAAUUAGGAAAGGACUUAAUAGGCAAGAGGAGAAACAAAAAUACCCAAUAACACCCGAAGGCAUAAUUAUCGCCCGAUUUCUCCUCGAAUUACAGAUUUAAAAAUAGCGCCCGAUUUUUAGUCCCCGAAUCUGAGAAAGGCACUUAACCCGAAAAAGUCACUCCCUAACUUAUACUCUUGAACAUGCGCAAAUUAGUGUAAUUACACAAUAUGCACUUUUGCUAUGCUGCACUGGAUUCUAGCAACAAAUGCUGAACUAUUAAGCCUGAAAAGAUCAAACAACCACACUCAGAAACAUUCCUGUGGUGAAGAGAUUGCAGAAAAUUCAGCUAAACGCACUUAAUGAAAUUCUUCGGUUCUUUAUGAAAAUAAUAAUAAUAAUAGUAGUUAAAUAUAUUACCGGAUAUAUCAAAGCUGAAUCAUUCUACUAAAACUAUUUUUGACAUGGCAGCACACCGGACCAAUUCGUAUCUUUCUUUGUGGUUCUCCUCUGACAGUGACAAUGUGUGGCAUACUCAUUGUCCAGUAUACUGAACUCAACUAUAGUUGGCAUGGACUGCCGAGCUGCUCAAGUUGAAUGCCACGGAAGACAUAACCGUAUGCUAUUUUUGUCAAACUUGUCUACACGAUACGUUGCUAAAGCUGUAAUUACAAUCGUUGCACAAACCAAGUGAUAUCUUGUCUUAGUCUACAGCAAGGAUAAUGCACUAACUCUACACUAUUGAGCAUGUAUAUUAUGGGGGAUUUUGUGUGCUGAACAGCACUAUGGUGGAUGAGUGAUGAAAUACAUGAUUUUGUUAGUGUUUUUAAAACGAUGUAUGUAUCUUGUAAAGGGAUAUAGAGGUGUUUAUUGAGAGUACUGUAAUGAUACAGCAAAACGUGAGCUGCAAGCAAUGUCAGAGCUGUAAUCGUUGGUAUGGUAUGUCGUUUGCAAAUAAAAUAUGUCUAGUUAUU
This is a messenger RNA of Ornithodoros turicata, 4485 nucleotides long. Its product is annotated as acetyl-coenzyme A synthetase, cytoplasmic-like. Gene Ontology annotation, molecular function: acetyl-CoA synthetase activity; AMP binding. The transcript is spliced from 17 exons. The coding region runs from base 401 to 2467 and encodes 688 amino acids. NCBI's taxonomy places the organism in Eukaryota, Metazoa, Arthropoda, Arachnida, Ixodida, Argasidae. The record is from RefSeq and is a predicted model, not a curated record.